AACCCUGCGCGCAGACUCCGGAAGGAGCCCCCGCACCGCUGCACGAGGUUCUGGGAGCGAGAGGCGCCGAGUCUGAACCGCCUGAGCGGUGGUCGGCGCGAUGCCCAAGGCCAAGGGGAAGACCCGGAGGCAGAAGUUCGGUUACAGUGUUAACCGGAAGCGUUUGAACCGGACCGCUCGGCGGAAGGCCGCCCCGCGGAUCGAGUGCUCCCACAUCCGACAUGCCUGGGACCACGCCAAGUCCGUGCGGCAGAACCUGGCCGAGAUGGGGCUGGCUAUGGACCCCAACAAGGCGGUGCCCCUGCGCAAGAGAAAGGUCAAGGCCAUGGAGGUGGACGUAGGCGAGAGACGUCAGGAGCUCAUCCGGAAGCCCUAUGUGCUGAGCGACCUGGAGGCAGAAGCCAGCCUCCCGGAGAAGAAGGGAAACACGCUGUCCCGGGACCUCAUAGACUACGUCCGCUACAUGGUGGAGAGCCACGGGGAGGACUACAAGGCUAUGGCCCGGGACGAGAAGAAUUACUACCAAGACACCCCGAAGCAGAUCCGGAAUAAGAUCAACGUCUAUAAGCGCUUUUACCCAGCCGAGUGGGAAGCCUUCGUUCAUUCUUUGCCGAAGAAUGCCAUGGAGGUGGAGUGACUGGUUUGUGCCUGCCCCAGGCUGGCGCCUCCUCCUGGACCCGAGAAGCUGGAACUGGGGCCUAAGGCAAGGAGGGGUGUGUGGCUAGAGACCGGCCAAACCCUGUUCUCGGGGCCAGGCCUGCCUGGUGUGGGCGGCAUGAGGGGGUGACCGCUCCAUAGUGGGGUCCCAGUCAGGUAUGGGUGGGCACUGGCGUUUUGUCCGUCUGCGGGCCGUGAAUAACAGGAAAAUUCCUGUUCCUGUGGCUUCUACAAGCACCUAAAUGUCUCUUCUUGCUGCUCAUUUUUACGUAGAUUAUCUCACAUGAAACCAU
Pipistrellus kuhlii (Kuhl's pipistrelle) is the source of this 950-nucleotide messenger RNA. RefSeq names its product NOP16 nucleolar protein (gene NOP16). Gene Ontology annotation, biological process: ribosomal large subunit biogenesis. Bases 101 to 637 code for a protein of 178 amino acids. Gene Ontology annotation, cellular component: nucleolus. The transcript is spliced from 5 exons. NCBI's taxonomy places the organism in Eukaryota, Metazoa, Chordata, Mammalia, Chiroptera, Vespertilionidae. The record is from RefSeq and is a predicted model, not a curated record.